AGAGAGAGAGAGAGAGAGAGAGGGUGAGACGUUGAGAGAGAAGGAGAGGGAGGGAGUGUGUGAGUGUGUGUGAGUAGGAGAGAUAGAGAAAGAGGCGGAGAGAGACUCAGUCUGCCCUUCGCCUCAGAGCGCAGCCAGUUUGGGUCCCCGCAGCAUUCAGCGGAGCUGGAGAGACUGUCACCGCCAUAACUUCCCACAUAUACGCUCACUUCGAGACGGAAACUUUUUUCUUCAUUUUUUUCAAAUAAGAAAACAAACAGAUCAACGAAACCAGCAAAGAACUUGAGAUCUUUUUUUGGAAACCUUAAAUACCGGAUUUUUUUAAAUUCUUUUUUUUCCUGGAGUCGUUCGGAGGAGCCAUAAAAAUCUACACCUAAAUCCAAGACAAAAAAAGAAAAAACAUCAAAAAUUAUAUAUAUUUACAUGUUACUAAGUGGUGGAACUUGAUGGAGAAAAGCAGAAACUCGUUUUGAACGUCACCCCACAGGUCCACAAAGGAGACUCAGCUGCAUGGCGCCUUGGUGAUACCUCGUUUCUCAAAAAAAAAAAAAAAAAAAAAUCUUCAUACCAGCGUGCGUAAUAUUAAAUAGAUGUGAUUCAGUGUUGGAGCAGUCCUUGCACACCUUUUUUCCCCCUCUUGACUCCAGAUUCCUGCAGAAUCUCCCAGCUCCACGAAGGAGGCGGAGUCUGAACUCAUAAAAAAAGAAAGAAAGAAAAAAAAGGAGAACUUUUUUUUCUGGACACCACAGCAAAUAUGAUGAUGAUGUCUCUGAACAGCAAGCAGCCCUUCAGCAUGGCGCACAGCAGCUUGCCCGAGCCCAAGUACUCCUCGCUGCACUCCUCUUCGUCCUCCUCCACCCUGACUUCCAACGCGCCCUCCUCGUCCUGCUCGUCCUCGCGCCACAGCAGCAGCAGCACCAUCAUCAGCAGCAGCGGCGGCAGCGGCAGCAGCAGCUCCGAGGUGAUGCGCAGAGCCUGUCUCCCAACCCCACCGAGCAAUAUAUUCGGAGGCUUGGAUGAGAGUUUGUUGGCCCGGGCUGAAGCUCUCGCGGCGGUGGAUAUAGUCUCGCAGACCAAGAGCCACCACCACCCUCCGCACCACAGCCCUUUCAAGCCGGACGCCACCUACCACACCAUGAACACGCUCCCCUGCACGUCGUCGUCGUCCUCCUCCUCCUCUGUGCCCAUCUCUCACCCGUCCGCGCUGGCCGGCCACCACCAUCACCACCACCACCACCACCACCAUCACCAGCCCCACCAGGCGCUGGAGGGGGACCUGCUGGAUCACAUCACCCCAGGACUGGCGCUGGGAGCCAUGGCGGGGCCGGAUGGCUCGGUGGUUUCCACGCCUGCGCACCCUGCCCACAUGGCGGGCAUGAACCACAUGCACCAGGCGGCCAUCAACAUGGCCCACGCGCACGGGCUGCCGCCGCACAUGGGCAUGACCGACGUGGACGCCGAUCCCAGGGACUUGGAGGCGUUCGCGGAGAGGUUUAAGCAGAGGCGGAUCAAACUCGGGGUCACGCAGGCGGACGUGGGGUCAGCUCUGGCCAGCCUGAAGAUACCCGGGGUGGGCUCCCUCAGCCAGAGCACUAUCUGCCGCUUCGAGUCCCUCACGCUGUCGCACAACAACAUGAUCGCGCUCAAGCCCAUCCUGCAAGCGUGGCUGGAGGAAGCCGAGAAGUCGCACCGGGAGAAGCUGAACAAGCCCGAGCUGUUCAACGGCGCGGAGAAGAAGAGGAAGCGCACGUCCAUCGCCGCGCCGGAGAAGAGAUCGCUGGAGGCCUACUUCGCCAUCCAGCCGCGACCCUCCUCGGAGAAAAUCGCGGCGAUCGCGGAGAAGCUGGACCUGAAAAAGAACGUGGUGCGGGUCUGGUUUUGCAACCAGCGGCAGAAACAGAAACGGAUGAAGUACUCCGCAUGCGUCUAAAAUUAAUAAUAAAAAAUAAGAAAAAAAAUCACAGAAAAAUGACCCAAGAAAAAGGACUUGGAACUGUUAAAAUCCGAUUUGUAUUAUAUUUCCUAUCACACUCCUCUUUUUCUUCAAUCAUCAGUGACUAUGAACUUCGAAUUAAAUUCCAACAAACGAAUAAUGACUGAAAAAGCCAGAAAACAACCAUCAGUCUUUUACGCGCAGAGAGAUGAAGAUGUGGAGUCCAGUAAAGGCAUCAAGUAAGACCCACUGUUUCCACACAUUUCUAACGCAGGACCUUUUAGGCUUCAAGGUUUUUAUUAUUUAUAUUAAAUUUUCAUUUGAAGUGAAAUAGUUUGCGUUAAACUCCCCUAAAUGAAAGCAGUAUAAAAACAAAUACACUGAACUCAAAGCACUUGUUUAUUAAUGUUUCUAUAUAUUAUUUUGUGCUACUAUUUCCCCUCUGAGCUCAUGACAAUGCA
This is a messenger RNA of Austrofundulus limnaeus, 2394 nucleotides long. RefSeq names its product POU class 4 homeobox 2 (gene pou4f2). The transcript is spliced from 2 exons. Lineage: Eukaryota; Metazoa; Chordata; Actinopteri; Cyprinodontiformes; Rivulidae. The record is from RefSeq and is a predicted model, not a curated record. Bases 755 to 1930 code for a protein of 391 amino acids. Gene Ontology annotation, biological process: regulation of transcription by RNA polymerase II. Gene Ontology annotation, molecular function: DNA-binding transcription factor activity, RNA polymerase II-specific; RNA polymerase II cis-regulatory region sequence-specific DNA binding.